UCAGGUCCUGACUUCUCCAUGGUCAAAGAAAUUCUGUAUGAAGGAUUUUUAUAAAAUAUUCUGGGAGAAGAAUUUAGAAAUGGAUUUGUCACACGUCAUCACCUAUUUCAGGAUACAACUUGAUCUUGAUAUUUUUGUUUUUUUGUCUUGCUGUUGUUUAUAGUCUUUAAACUUCUGGUAUCUGGAAUGGAAAUUGUGACCUGGAUCUUCUCUACAAUAGCUAGUAGUGGUGGGAUUGAGUGUCUGGACUUAUAUCCUGGUUAUUCUACUUUGAAGAUGUUUUUGCCUCCAAAUUCCUGAGAGCCUAACGGUCUGUAUCAGUGAUUUGCAGGGAUUAGCCACCGAGAAGUUGGGUUUCCCCUGUAGGGGCAGGUGCUCUGCUUGUAGUCUAGAGAUACAGAAAGGGGCAGUGAAGGAUAGUCCUGAACCUGGAUGUACUUGAUUGUCACGAUCCUACUUCUCAAAUUGAAUCAAGAGGAGUCAACUAGUCACAGCCACAGUGCAGCACCAGAGGCCAGAAAAAUUAGUUCCAGGUGGUGUACGAGGAGGAUGGCAUUAGAUUGCAAUGAGAUGAAUGGACAGGAAGGUAGCAGUAGAUCUACUGAAGAAUCUGAAGGAGUGUAUGAGCAAGGAAGAAUUCAAGAGGGGAGGGAAGAAAUAGAGGAAACACCUGACCCCACCCAUAAACAGGUCACACCCCAUACGAGAGAAGACCAGUCAGAAGACCAGCCUUCUUCAGGGAUAUCAAGAGUCAAAGAGAGCGUACAGCAGAUAUGCCUGAUAAGUUACACGAUUCUCCAACUGCUGUACAUUUAUAUGUUGGAAGACCCAGAUGUUGUGGAGUUGCUGCUGCAGCUCUUGACCCAACUUUGGCGUUUCAUCAAGUGGUCAUUCGUAAUAGUUACAGACAUACUAGAGCGCACUGUUCUGUACCAUGUUGAUCACAUUCGAUUGUCUCCAUCCUUGUCUCGUUUUGCAAAGAAAAUUUUCUGCCAACAGAAAUCGUACAGGUCUCUCAAUAUGCAGUGGUAUGUCCAUCCGAGGCGGUCCAUCCUACCUCCGAGUCGGCGGCUUCCAACACUGUCGUCUCAUUUAAACGUUAAGUACUCUGAGCAGUUCACUUUCAUUAAAUUCUUUCAUAAGUAUUUGACUCGUUGCUCUGCCACUCCUCAUCACCCCCAUAAUGGCUAUUAGCAUUGCCUCUUAUAACGUUAAGGGCUGCAACUCACCUUCUAAGCGGAGCCAGAUUUUUGGGAUGUUGAGGAGAGACAAAGUGAACGUAAUCUUUUUACAAGAAACACAUUUUAAGUCCCAACACUUCCCCAAUUUAUCCUUCUCAUUUUAUCCUACGUGGUUUCAUUGUGGUUCCCCCAAGUCAAACUCUAAAGGAGUCAGUAUCGGCUUCCAGAGCAAGAUACCCUUCAUCUUAGAUGAUCAGCUAUGUGACCCGGAAGGUCGUUUUAUUAUGAUUAAGGGCAAGAUAGGCCAACACCUAUAUACCUUUAUAAAUAUCUACGCUCCAAACAAGCGUCAGAUAUCCUGGCUCAAGUCAAUUCUACUAAAAAUAGAGUCUUUUAGGGAUGGCAUUACAGUAGUUGGGGGGGAUUUUAACCUAGUCAUAAACCCCUUCAUUGACUCCUCCUCACACAAAUCAGCCCAAUCCCAAAAGGGAAUCCGUUCUCUAUUAAAGUCACUAGCCAAGGCCCACCUAAUAGAUGUCUGGCGCACCAUGUAUCCGGAUUCUAGAGAUUACACUUUCUAUUCAUCACUACACAGAUCGUAUCAACGUCUAGAUCAUUUAUUCAUCUCAAAGGAACAUCUCCAUUUAUGCUCUAGAGCUGAUAUAGGAUCUAUAAUCCUCUCGGAUCAUGCCCCCAUAUAUUUACAUAUGAAAUCUCCCCUUAACCAUAAACCCUCCAGUCAUUGGCGAUUCAAUGAGCAACUCACCAAUCUACCAGCCACUAAAUCUAAACUAAAAGACCUUCUUGAAGAAUAUUUUAAAACAAACUGUACUCCUGAGGUUUCGCCUCAAACAAUUUGGGAUGCCCAUAAAGCAUUUAUAAGGGGCCACUGUAUCAGUUUAGGGGCCCAUCUCAAAAAAGAGAGACAAAAACAGUUAGACGCCCUAUAUGAAAAAAUUAGUCACCUGGAGAGUGUCCACAAAAAAUCCCAAUUAGAAUCACACUUAAUGGAACUCUCUUCAUGUAGGGCUGCUAUCAAAAAUCUGUUAAACACGGCCUCUGCCAAACUUUACCUACAUUCACAAUAUAAAAUAUUUGCCCACGGAAAUAAAGCUUCUCGAUAUAUGAUGUCCAGACUUAAACGUAGAAAACUAAAUAAUUACAUACAUAAACUAAAGACCCCAGAGGGUGCUCUAACCUUUGAACCAAGUAAAAUUGCUUCAUUAUUUAGAGACUAUUACGAAUCUCUUUAUAAUAUUAAUCCAAUGCAAUCUUCCUCCGAUGAUACAGUGGUCCCGCCAUCUCUUACUUCAUAUUUUAGCGGUUUGGCCCUCUCCUCUCUCUCGGAACAGGAUAAAGCUCACUUAGCUUCACCAUUUUCUUCAGAUGAACUCCUACAAGCCAUCAAAAACUCCCCCAAAGGGAAAUGCCCAGGCCCGGAUGGGUUCCCCAUACCCUACUACUUGUCUUUUCAUGAAGUACUAAUCCCACAUCUUAUACCAGUAUACAAUAGCGCCCUGCGGGGUAUACCAUUAUCGACGGACAUGACCAAAGCUCACAUCACCUUAAUACCCAAGGAAGGUAAAGAUCAUUCUAUAUGUCCCAACUAUAGGCCCAUCUCUCUUCUCAAUAUUGAUUUAAAACUUCUAGCUAAGAUGCUCGCAAACAGAUUAUCAAAAUUUCUCCCCUCAUUAAUCCACAGAGACCAGGUAGGUUUCGUGAAAAAAAGAGAAGGGAAAGAUAACACGGCUCGUAUCCUCAACAUUAUACACUAUGUCAAGAGGAAAGGCAUACCUUUGGUCCUUCUCAGCACAGAUGCUGAGAAGGCAUUUGACAGAGUCAACUGGUCCUUCAUGUAUGCGGCGCUGCAAUCUCGUAAUUUCCCCCUCCCCUUUAUAGCAGCAAUAAAAGCAAUGUAUCAACAUGCCUCAGCUUCAGUAAGGGUCAACGAUACCCUGUCAAAUUCUUUUAGAAUUAGUAAUGGCACCCGACAAGGCUGCCCUCUAUCUCCCCUCCUGUUCGUUCUUGCCUUAGAACCUCUUCUACAGACUAUUCGGAUGGAUGUUGACAUAUUGGGAAUAAAUUUGGGAGACCAACAGCACAAAGUAGCCGCAUUCGCGGACGACUUGCUUUUAAUAAUAAGUAACCCCGAAAUGGCUCUCCCGAAAAUUUAUGACCAUUUUGAAACAUAUGGAUUACUUUCUAAUUUCAAGGUGAAUCACAAUAAAUCACUAAUAAUAUCCACAGGACUUAAAAAGUCUUUGAAAAGUCAGCUAGAAGCGUGUUCGCCAUUUAACUGGUCCUCUCCUUAUCUAACCUAUCUAGGCAUCAAAAUGAGUACAGAUCCCAAUCAACUCUUUAACCUGAACUAUAUCCCUCUCCAAAAUAAAUUGGAGGAAGAUUUAACUUCUCUUGAUAUCCCUAUACUCUCGUGGUUCGGGAGGAAAAACAUAUUAAUGUCGCUCAUCAUCCCUAAACUUACCUACCUCCAACAAACCUUACCAAUCCCCGUUCCUUCCACAUAUUACUCUAAACUCAAGUCCAUGUUCCGUUCCUUUAUAUGGAACAAGAAAAAGGCCAGAACGUCUUACAAAUCUUUGUCUUAUCCGAGAGAGAGGGGAGGAAUAGCUUUACCAGACCCUGAACUCUAU
This is a messenger RNA of Bufo gargarizans (Asiatic toad), 3832 nucleotides long. RefSeq lists its product as uncharacterized. The record is from RefSeq and is a predicted model, not a curated record. NCBI's taxonomy places the organism in Eukaryota, Metazoa, Chordata, Amphibia, Anura, Bufonidae. The coding region runs from base 433 to 1194 and encodes 253 amino acids. The transcript is spliced from 7 exons.